AAUGACGUUGGCCUCGAUUAGAGCGAGCAAAAUCAGCCAGUGAGGUUGCCUGCGGGAGCACGGCGCAGCGCCAUGCCCACCAAGCCCUCACGGCGCGCGCAGCCAGGCAGCGCCACGAGCUCGUCGGGGGGCACCGCGGAUGCACCGCUUCCGCCGUCGCUCUUCGCCAAGGGCCCUUUCCCCUUGCGCGCUGCCCUCCUCGCCUCCGCCGCCGUCCCCGACGCCCUUCCACCAGGCCCGCCAGGCGGAGCGGCGCAGCCGGCGGGCGUCGAGUCGCCGUCGCAGUGCCGCCAAUCGGCAAUCGCCCCCCCGUCGAGUGACGGUCGCGAUGACAGCUUCCACGGCGCGGAGGGCGCUAUCGGCGCAGAGGGCGCGCGGAGGGGGGGCGAGACGGAGAGUGCGGGCAGCGAGGGCAGCGGGGGCGUGGGCGAUGCGCGUCGAGGGCUGACGUGCUGGACGUGCGGCGAGGCGUUCGCCGACGUGCCACAGCAGCGCGCGCACUGCAAGGCGGACUGGCACCGCCUCAACGUGAAGCGCCGAGCAUCCGGGCGGCCCGCACUGGCAGAAGACGCCUUCACGGCGCUGGUGGAGAGGAGGGGCGCGCAGGGGGCGGGCGGAGGGCAGGGCAGGGGGGAGCAGGGGAGGGGCAGAGGCCGGCAGGGCAAGGCGGAUGCGGUGGGGGGCACAGCGGGGCGGGGCGAGGGCGGAGCAGUGGAGGGCGAGGGGGAAGGCCGGGGGGGCGAUGAUGAGGACGACUGGUCGAGCAUCUCCGGGUCGGAGGACGAGGAAGAGGGGGGGGAGGGAGACGAGCAGGGGGGGGAAGAGGGCAGGGCGGCAGGCAGGUCGCCCAAGGUGCACUUCGUGCUGCCAGAGACAGGCGACACAUUCGCGCUUUGGAGAGUGCUCUUCUCACCAGGGGAGGGCGCUGACCUGCUGCAGGAGCUGGUGGCGCUGGGGGGCGGGGCAGGGGGGGAGAGAGGGGGGGCAUUCAGAGCAUGUGGGGAGGGGAGUGUGGAGGGAGGGGAAGCAGAUGAGGGGAGGAGCAAGGGCGAGGGUGGUGCGGGUGGUGAGCGGGGAGACUCGAGUAGCGGCCGCACAGGCGGUGGGGCGCCACAAAUGCAGGCAGGGGCGGGGGCCGGGCUGGUGGGGAAGGCUAUGGGGAGGGGGGAGGGGAAAGGGGGGCAGGAGGGGGCGGGCAGUGGGCACGGGUUGGAGCGGGUGUGGGUGGUUGUGCUGAGCUCGGGGGGGCACUUCUCAGCGGCCGUGCUGGACGCCGCUGCUGAGGGCGCCGUGCUGGCGCACCGCUCCUUCCACCGGUACGUGGUGCGCGCCAAGGCGGGCGGGCGGCAGGCCACGAGGGACGGCACGGGCAGGGCGCCGCAGUCAGCGGGGGCCAGCCUGAGGCGCUACAACGAGUCGGCGCUUGUCAAGGACAUCCGUGCGUUGCUGCAGCAGUGGCAGCCGUACCUGCAUCGAGCGCAAUUCAUAUUCGUGCAUGCGCCAUCAGCCAACCGCGCCGCCCUCUUCGGCACGGCAGCAGAGGCCCACGCCUCCCAGGGAGCGGCAGGGGCGCCCGUGCUGCUGAGCGCCCGGGACCCGCGUGUGCGACGCGUGCCCUUCCCCGUGCGGCGGCCCACGUUCAAGGAGGCGCUCAGGGUGGCGCGCACUCUGGCGCACGUGCAGGUGGUGGGCGUGCGGCGGGCGGGCGGAGAGGGUCACCAUGCCACGACGGCGGCAGGGGCAGUGGGCGGAGAGGAGGGGGCAGAGGGCAGAGAGGCACAGCAGGAGAGGAGUAUUGUGGAGGGACGGGCGGAAUCAAGUGGGGGGGAGGGGGGCAACGGAGAAGUGGAGGCGAGGGGAGAGGGCAGUGGAGGGGAAAUUGAGGAGGAGGGGGGAAGUGGGGGAGGGCGAGGGUCGGGUAAAACUGAACUACAUGUGGCCGCUGCUGCAGGCAACCACGCCGAGGUCACGCGUCUGCUGCAGGAGGGCUGUGACCCCACGGCUCGGGACGGCAGGGGGCGCGUGCCGUACGUGGUGGCAGCGAACCGCGCCACUCGGGACGCGUUCCGGCGGUUCAUGGCGGGGCGCGAGGCGCAGUGGGACUGGCACGCCGCCCAGGUUCCCAGCGCACUCACCGAGGAGCUGCAGGCCAGCCAGGCCGCCCGCCAGGCGGAGAAGGAUGCGAAAAAGAAGGCAAAGGAGAAGGAGAGGAGACAGAGGAAGAAGCAGGAGGAGAGGGAGCGCAAGCAGCAAGCCCUCCUCCAGUCCGCACAUGCUGCCCCGUCCCCUUCGCCCGCGUCGCCAGCAGACCAGCUGCACGCCAUGACCGAGCUGCGGGCGAGGGAGAGGGAGGUGAGGGCAGCGGCGGCGGAGAGGAGGCUGCAGCAGCUGUGCCUCUCGAGCGCGCCUGGCGCCACCGUGGAGGCCGCCGCUCCCCCCGCCACACAUGCUGGUGGCAGUGGGUGUGAUGGCUGUGGUGUGUCGCUGGCAGGGAAGACCCCUUUCUUUCGGCUGACCUACAAGUACUGCAGCACAGCAUGUGUGCGCGCACACAAGACAGUCCUUGACAGCCUGUAGCUUUUCCUGUGCUCGCCUGCGGGCGACAAAGCAGUUCCGGAAGUCGCCUGCACGGCUGGCUACACAUUCGUCGCGAAUUGUGUUGAGGACACUUGUCAAUACACUAGACAAUGUGCU
Messenger RNA from Closterium sp. NIES-67, 2694 nucleotides. The record is from the annotation of a GenBank genome assembly. Lineage: Eukaryota; Viridiplantae; Streptophyta; Zygnematophyceae; Desmidiales; Closteriaceae.